AUGAUAAAUCAAACGACAUUCACAGAAUUCUUUCUCCUUGGAUUUUCUGAUGUUUGGAUCACACAGCAUGUGCUUUUUGUGCUGUUUUUAUGCAUGUACUUUGUCGCCUUGAUGGGGAACUUUCUCAUCAUCCUCACCGUAGCCCAGGACCACAAUCUUCACAGUCCUAUGUAUUUCUUCCUUUGCAACCUAUCGUUUCUAGAUGCCUGCUUCAUUUCAACCACGGUUCCCAAAUCUCUGGCAAAUGCCUUGAUGUAUGAGAAAUUGAUUUCAUUCACUGGGUGCGUCAUGCAGGUUUUUUUGACUUUCACAUUUGCAAGUGCAGAGCUCUUUAUUCUCACUGUCAUGGCAUACGACCGCUAUGUCGCCAUCUGCCAUCCUCUGCAGUACAGGCUGAUUAUGAACUGGAAUGCCUGCCUCCAAAUAGCAGCUGCUGCUUGGGUCAGCAGUGUGAUCAAUUCAGUGGCAAACACAGCAAACACAUUCAGGUUAAAUUUCUGCUGGUCCAAUGUCAUUGAGCAAUUUUUCUGUGAUAUCCCCCAGUUGUUAAUGUUAUCUUGCAGUGAUACAACAGCCAAUAGAUGGCUCUUGUUUAUGCUUGGAAUGAUUGUGGCCUCCUUUUGUUUCUUCUUUGUCCUGGUUUCCUAUGGUUACAUUUUCUCUACUGUGUUCAAGAUUCAGUCAGCUCAGGCCAGGCAUAAAGCCUUCUCCACCUGCACUCCCCACUUGGGUGUGUUUUGUUUGUUUUUGAGUACCGCCAUAUUUUCUUACUUGAGGCCAAAGUCCUUGUCCUCUCGGCGGGUGGAUUUGCUGUCUGCUGUUUUGUAUGCAGUUUUACCACCACUGAUGAAUCCCAUCAUAUAUAGCUUGAGGAACAAAGAAAUCCAAAGGGCUGUGUGGAAAAUGGCCAAGAAAAGAUGCCUGCUUUUUUAG
Molecule: messenger RNA, 933 nt
Organism: Hemicordylus capensis (graceful crag lizard)
Lineage: Eukaryota; Metazoa; Chordata; Lepidosauria; Squamata; Cordylidae
Product: olfactory receptor 14A16-like
Exons: 1
Coding region: 1-933 (310 amino acids)
Biological process (GO): G protein-coupled receptor signaling pathway
Cellular component (GO): membrane
Molecular function (GO): G protein-coupled receptor activity; olfactory receptor activity
Source: RefSeq, a predicted model, not a curated record